AUGUCCGGUUUAGGGAAACGGGAUGCGGAGAAGGAUGACGGUAAGGAGGAUCUGGCGAUGGUCGAUCUCCUGAUUGAAGGAGUGAUGGGUCUCGUGGAACGUGCUUUCACCAGCAAUAUAGACGACAGGAGCGAGGAUUCGAUGGAUGCGGAGAACGAUUACCAGCAAGAGAUGCAGACGGUCGUUAAGGACAUUCCUCAGAAUCCUUCCGAGCAGCAGAAGCUUUCCAACCAGCCAGUGAAGCACGAUGUGAAGAACAGUCAAGCUGGAGACGCAGAAGAUUCUGAAGUGGAUAACGGUUUUGACGCAUACAAGCGAGACCAUCGCGAGAACAGCGACAGCGCCUAUGGCACAUUGCCCGCCGUAUCCCGUGAAAAUACGGUCCCAAUCACGGUCCCGGUAGCCGUAUCGAAGGCAACUGUUUUUGGAGAGCUUAGCAAAGACCAACAGGAUAAAGACUUAGGUGAGUUCUCAGACUGGAACAUCGAUUCUUGCGUGCGAAGCAAUCAUGAACAGGGAGAUAGCGAAGGAGCUGGUCCGAAACUCGAGUGUGAAGAUACAAGUCAGGGCCAAGGGACCGCAUUACAUCUCGAAAAGUUUGAGGAGCUCAGUAACUUGGAAGAGGAGCAGGUACCGACGGCGGACGGAAAGGCAAUCUCGAAAGUUGUUCAGAGCGUGAAGAGCAUCGCACCAGCUCUCGUGGCUGACUCCGAGGGACCAGGGGAAGUCUCAAACCUCUGCGACCUGGCAGUCCAGGCCCUUGUAGGUCAGCUGGACCGGGAGACCGACGCAGGGAUUUCAGGCACUCCGUGGCAGAACAAGACGAAGAGCCUAACGGAGACCACGGGCGUCGCCUACAUCUUUGUAGGGCCUCCCGUUAUGCUACCUCGACCCGCGCAAGCUCCGCCCCCGAGCUAUACGGGAUCAACGUGGGGCCCAGUAACAUUCAAUAUAGCUUCAACAGAGGAGAGCUUGACAGAGGAUUGGGGAGACCUAGCCGAGUUCGCUGCCUAUCUUGAUCUUGGGGACAUUGGCCUCGGCGAAGUUGUAGAUCCUCCCGGUGCUGGGAAAGACAACAACGCAACCCAGCUUCAAACAGUCAAUGAAGACCAGGAGUGGAUCUUGAAUUUUCGCCAGUACGCCUCGGCGGUGAUGGACUGGGCGGGAAUAACGGAGUCAAAAGCAAUGAGGCUAACGGUUCCGCGACCAUCUGUCGAAAAGGAAAGUGCGGUUGGUGCUUCUUCUACUGCUUUCAAGAUGUCGACUCAAGGUCUUGCUAAGAACAACAACAAUGCACAACCCACGAAGCAGCCGCAGCAUUAG
This is a messenger RNA of Lecanosticta acicola, 1323 nucleotides long. The record is from the annotation of a GenBank genome assembly. NCBI's taxonomy places the organism in Eukaryota, Fungi, Ascomycota, Dothideomycetes, Mycosphaerellales, Mycosphaerellaceae.